AUGAACAAUGCCAUAAAACGUGUGGUUGUAUCCGAUGAAGACCUCUACUACUUCCUUUUGAUAAACUCGUGGGGUCCGGGCCAGGGAGUGUGCAUAUUUGGAAUUAUAACAAACAUUCUAAACAUAAUCACUUUUGUUAAACAGGGUAUACAGGACACUGUAAACAUAAGUCUCUUAGGUCUGGCCACAUCAGACCUGGGUUCCCAGAUCACACUUCUGUAUGCAAAUCUCAAUGUGAUACCGGCGUUCGUGGCCCUUGACCUCCCGUUUGAAGCUGAUGACAUCAUGUAUAUUAAUGGUUUAUGUCACGUGAUCUUCACUAGAGUCAGCGCGUGGAUAACCGCUUAUAUCACACUAGAGAGGUGCCUCUGUGUUACUCUGCCCCUGAAAGUUAAAAAUGUCUUUACCCCCAACCGAACAGUCUUGUAUCUUAAUCUUAUGUACAUUAUCAUGUUUGCCAGCGUAUUCCCAUGCUUCUACACCAUGCGACCUGCAAAAGUCUUUGACCCACUUCGAAACAGAACCAUUCUUAGAAUAUUGUAUGUAGAAGGGCGAAAAAUCAUAGAAAACAUUACAUUCGUGACCAACAAUGUAAUACCAUCAAUAGCGUUAUGUCUAAUAGUGAUUUGCACCGCAGUUCUUGUCGUUAACUUACGACAGAAAUCAAAAUGGCGCAGAAAGGUUACUUCUGAUAGUUCUAAAAGCUCAGUAGCUAUGUCUAACAGGGAUAGUAAAGCGGUCAAAAUGGUUGUUCUAAUAGCGGCUAUUUUCAUCAUGUGUUAUGUGCCCAGCAUGAUUGCUUUUCUAUAUAUUUUACUGGAUCCCGACACAAGAAUUGAUGGGUAUCAAAGAAAUCUGUGUUGUUCGCUCUUCGCGGUGUUUUUUCAUCUGGAAUCCAUAAAUGCUGGAGUGAAUACCUUUGUUUUACUACAAUAUGAGUUCAAAGUUUAA
This is a messenger RNA of Candidula unifasciata, 951 nucleotides long. The record is from the annotation of a GenBank genome assembly. Lineage: Eukaryota; Metazoa; Mollusca; Gastropoda; Stylommatophora; Geomitridae.